Messenger RNA from Crotalus tigris (Tiger rattlesnake), 2296 nucleotides. RefSeq names its product nuclear transport factor 2-like. Lineage: Eukaryota; Metazoa; Chordata; Lepidosauria; Squamata; Viperidae. The transcript is spliced from 6 exons. Gene Ontology annotation, biological process: protein import into nucleus. The record is from RefSeq and is a predicted model, not a curated record. The coding region runs from base 259 to 642 and encodes 127 amino acids. Gene Ontology annotation, cellular component: nuclear pore central transport channel.
AAGAUGGGUAGACUUCAACGUCCAGUAUUCACACAUCUUAAAAGUGGCAAGGUUUGAGAGACGCUGCUUCCAACUAACUGUCUAUGGAAAUUCUCAACCAUCCAGGUCCUGGUUAUCCCGAAGACCUCGCAAUAUUUUUCUAGACGCCAACGAGUCUGGUUGCCUCGGCAGUUGCAAAUUAUCCUGCCCAGGGAGCUUCCGCCUGUUUCGGGGAAGCGACGCCACCGAAGAACGGAUGAGCGAUCCGGGGUCUGCAAAAUGGCAGAAAGACCAAUGUGGGAGCAAAUUGGAACAAGCUUUGUACAACUGUAUUAUCAACAGUUUGAUACCAGUAGGGAACAAUUAGGUGCCCUUUAUACAGAUGCUUCCUGUUUGUCUUGGGAAGGUCAGCAGUUCCAAGGAAAAGCUUCAAUUAUGGAAAAACUGAUGACGCUUCCUUUCCAAAAAAUUCAACAUAAUAUAACAUCCCAGGAUCAUCAGCCAGCUCCUGAUAAUUGUAUCCUUAGUAUGGUUGUUGGUCAAUUGAAGGUGGACAAUGAUCCAGUAAUGGGAUUCCAUCAGAUGUUUGUUCUCAAAAACAUGAAUGACAAAUGGGUUUGUUGUAAUGACAUAUUUAGGUUGGCUCUUUAUAAUUUUGCCUGAAAUUUCUGCUCUUGGUUUACACUUACAAAUAUCAUAUAAAGGUUGGUUUUAAAUGUGUUUGAGUUAUUUUCUUUCUGUAACUGCAAUUGAAAAGCAUUUAUCUCCUGUUAAUUGAAAUAUUUAAAAUAGUUGCAAUAUUAGACAUCCUUUGAUGUAAAACAUUUAAUACUUCAUAAGAAAAUAGUUUGUCCUUUUUAACUAUAUGAAGCUUGUGGAGAUACACAGUGUAUAUUUCCUAUACAAACAACAGUUUGGCAAUAAAAUAAUUUGUAUGCAGUUUUAGUGAACCAAAAAGAAUUGUUAUGUCUGUAUACCUUUUUUUCUCAUGAUUCAAAUUUAAUUACAUUUUCAUAUUAUUUCUUAAUAAUGUGAUGUUUAUUCAGAAAACUAAUCACCAUUUGUUGCAAAUGUUCUUUAGCCAUGUACAAACAUAUGUUAAUUCAUGUAAGGGUGUCAAUGAUGCAACAGGGCAAACUACUGAAAACUGAAGCUGAUUAAACUGAUGUUAUAAAUCACCAUAUGAAAAAGAAAUAUGAUCAAUUGGUCUGCCUUCUAUAUUACAAGAUUCAAUUCAAGUGCCAACAUGAAAACUUCCCAUCCACAAUAUUAAUCUAGUUUAAACAAGAUAGGGUCAUGUAGUUAGUUUUUCAAAAUGGUAACAAAGAAGUGGUAUAACUUCUGCUACUUCCAUCCUCUUUCAGCCUGUAUCUUUGUAAUACCUUGUGUUUGAACAAAAAUCCCUUCAAUAUAUAGCAUGUAACAAACAAAAACCCCAUAAAUUUAUACCAUUCUGUUUUCAUCUUAUUAAAAAAAUGUUGAAUGCAGUUUCUAAAGUAAGAUGCCUUUUUUAGGAAAUAAAAUAGAUCAUAAAAAUAUAAACAUGCAGUUUUCAAUUUGUAGUGAUUCUGUUGCAUAAUGUACCUUGUUUUCUUAGCAGUGAGUAGUUUCUUACUCAGAUUUAGUUUCCUUUGAAGGGAGAUUGCUGAAGACGAACUGGAAUUUUGUACUAUUUAGAUUUAUUAAAAGAGGUUCAGUGUUUACCACCUAAAUAUUACAACUGAGCUCCAAUCCAUGUCUGUGAAAUUGGAUUUAAAAGGAACCACUUAGCAUCCCAAAAUGCUUUCAGAGGUUAAAACACAGCCUUCUGCUUCAUUGCAAUCUAUAACUCAGACAUUGAUUAUUUUCCCUUUGCUUGGAAAAAGGGGAAAGGUGAGUUUUUAAAUAUUAUUUAUAAGGACUGUUGACUUGAAGGCAUCAAAAUAAAUAUUUUUUCUUCAUUUACCAUGAAAUGUUUUUUUUUUUUUUUUAAAUGAUGUGAAUCCUGUUGUUAGGCCACUUAUUUCAUGAUUUCAAGGAAAAAUACACUUUCGAAGAAAAAGAUAUGUAAUUUUCCUUGAUUUCUAUUAUAUUAUCAGGCAAUGAGGUAGGGCAAUUCCAAAAUUAUUCUGCAAGAUGAAAACUUGAGAGCUUUUGAUAGUAUUGGAUGGAAGGAUAAAUGCCAUACUUGAGGGAAACGUACAUCUAAUAAGUAUAGGGACAUACAUAAAAUGCUUCAUGGGUUGAGAAUAGAGCACUGUUAAUUUCAGUAGAUGUUUCUCUUGCCCCUUAGAUAUAUGCUGGUCAGCCCCACAUUUAGCAUAUGAAUGUAUUUAUA